Folsomia candida is the source of this 1318-nucleotide messenger RNA. RefSeq names its product putative SEC14-like protein 6. Bases 209 to 1108 code for a protein of 299 amino acids. The record is from RefSeq and is a predicted model, not a curated record. Gene Ontology annotation, cellular component: cytoplasm. The transcript has 7 exons. NCBI's taxonomy places the organism in Eukaryota, Metazoa, Arthropoda, Collembola, Entomobryomorpha, Isotomidae.
AUAUACUUAAUAGCAAGAAUGUAAUCCAGAACUGCAUGUUAGUUUUAAUUUUAAAUUGUGUGCAUGCUAUCACAUUCAUUGUAAGAGGUUUUGGAUAUUUAGUGUCCACUCACAGGUACCACAUUACAAUGUCAAUGGCAAAUGCAAAACCAGUCUCUGACUGGAUUUGCAACAGAUAGUUUGGACAUCAAACCUUGUAGCCUGAAAAAUGCUGGUGGUAACGUUGUGCUGUUUUAUUCUAUUAUGUGAAAUUAACAAAUCUACACAGAUAUCAAAUCAAGAGUUUGUAACCCUCACAUAUAAACAGAAACUUAGGUUCGAUGAGUUUCGUGAACGGGUUAUAUCAAAAUUACCACAUGAUUACAUGCGGCAGGACAUCUAUUUAAUUCGCUGGCUGAGAGAUAGUUUCUUCGAUGUCAACGUAGCAGAGAAGCGAGUUCUUGAUAACCUGAUUUGGCGUGAUGAAAACAAGAUGGACACAAUUUUAGAUGAGGAUUGGAGUGAUAUGGAAGAGGAAUACAAAUACAAUGUUGAAGGUUGCGAUCGAUCUGGAAACCCAGUUAUCACUGCGGAAGUAGGAGAUUGGGAUUUAAGACGUGUCGUCCUGGCUGGAAAAUCGGAAAGAAUUCGUCGCUAUUUUGAUCGUCUGUUUGAAGAGUCGGCACUACUCUUAAGAAAAAUGGGUGGCAAUGCUACACAAUUUAUUACUGUCAUGGACAUGGGAAAUUUUAACAUAAUUUCGCAAGGAUGUCCGAGAUGCUUACCACUUCUGAUGAGCAUGCUGUCCACUUAUCAGCAACACUACCCAGGUUGUGCUCACAAAGUGAUGGCAAUUAACACUCCUCAGUACGCGCUGCCUUUGUGGGAGAUUUUCAAAAACCUGCUUGAUCAAAAUACAAGAGCUGUGUUUAACUUUUAUGGGAGAAAUUCUAAUGAAUGGAGAAACUCGUUAUUGGAAGAUAUUGAUCCUUCCCAGCUUACUAAACGAUAUGGAGGUAGCCGCACAACACCGUCGGUUGAUAUGGAUGAUCUUCGCCAGAAUGGCUUGCAAUUCAACUGCUUUCCCCCAAAUCAAAAUAAUAAUUCUACCGAUUCUAACGGUGUUUAGUGGAGCUUUUAGGCGUUGCUCACCCCCAAGUACCUUCUUUGACGCCAAACAGUUACGACAUACUUUCAUGCACAAACCGAACAUUUUAUUACAUAAGUAUUUUAGGGUUUAAACUUCAUAUAUGUAAAGAAGGCGUUUGCAUGUCCAGUAAAUCUCAACUUAGUCAAUAAAUAACUUGUAAAUAAAUAAAAACCACUCACACAAUUAACA